AUCUCUGCCAAGAAAACCCCACGUGGGGUCACAAAGAACCUGAGAUGAAUGAACAACAUUAUUAUUACUACUAAAAUUCUUUGAGAGCUGACAUUCUAUGCUAUAAAGACCUGCAAAUUCUGAUAAUCUAAAUCUCUGGGUCAAGCCGGGAACUACAUUAUGAGGUAAUGUAUUAGGAUGUGUACAGAAGAAGUGUCCAAAGUAUUAUAAGGGCUCUGAGGAAAAAAGAAAUCUAUGAGGUUUUUUGGUGAGAUGAGAAAUACAGGGGAUCUGGGAAGGCUUCCUGGAAGAGGAGGGCAUGUGAUCUGGCUGGUGAAACAUGAGCAAGAUUUAUACAAGCUGAGACUGAUGGGAGCUGGGGGUGGUGGUGGACAACAGGUAUUUGGAGGGAGUGGGGAGGGCUCAGCCCCUGGAAGCUAGAGGUGGGGAGGGCUGGGCUGCAGGGUGCCAAGGCUAUGUAUGCAGUGGGAGAGAAGCACUCCUGGUAAGUAGGGGAAAGGUCAUGGCAGACCUGAGGAGCUAGAGACUUUGAGCUUUGCCCACUCUGGACUGGAAAACCACAAAACAUUCAGAUAAGGGUCACUCCGCCUCCUCUAAACACACCUGGGAGGAGGGGCAGACUUGUCUGACUGGGUCCUUCUCCUGCCACUCACCCCAAUCCUCCCACCCCUACCAAUUGGUCCCAAGGGGUGGGAUUUCAGCUUUCUUGGUAUUUUUUUAGCUUUCACCAGAGUGGAAAUGUUGUCAUAAAGUUGAGCCAGCUGGGGUUUGGCAAGCAGUUUAGGGCUGGGAUUCGAUGCCUGGUGGUUCGGGGAGUUGCAAUCCAAAAUCGUCCCCAGGGUGGGGAAAGGAAGAAGAAGGCUCUCCUGAACCUCCCCUCCUGAAUGGGGACUUAGCCUCAGAAAAGUUCCAGAUGGCCUCUUCCUGCCCCAUGGGGUCCGUUGACAGCCUGGAGCUUCUAGACCUUCUCUUUGACCCACAGGAUGGGGUCUUGUGGCUCAUGGAGCUGGAAGACUCUGACUGUGCCCGUGCUGAGGACCGAAAGAUGCAGCCGGCUCCAGAACCAGACACAUUCCUUAGCUCCAUCUUAGGAUGUGGGGACUCUAGCCCCAACUCUCCACUCUGGUCACCAGCUGGCAGUGACAGUGGGAUCUCUGAGGACCUGCCCUCUGACCCCCAGGACAGCCCACAUUGCUUUCAGGCUGGGACCAGCCCAGAUGGCUACCAAAAGGCUUCUCAACCUCCCUACUGUCAUGUUGGCCCCUGCCUUAGCCUCACUGGGUCCGAAGGGCCAAGGGCCCAAGUGCUAGAGUCAUCUGUGUCAAUAGAUCUGGAAAUGUGGAGCCCAGAAGGCAUCUUCCAGGACAGCCCAGAACUGACAAGCUCAAUUCCAUCCUGUAGCCUCACAGUCAAGGACCUGCUGCUAUCCAAUAACGCAGACAUGCAGCAGCAGCAGCAGCAGCAGGGAUCUCCAACUGUGCAGAGGCCAAGUGUUGGGCACAGCCAGGAGCUGGUGCUGACUGAGGAUGAGAAGAAGCUCCUUGCCAAGGAGGGCAUCACUCUGCCCACACAGCUGCCCCUCACCAAGUAUGAAGAACGGGUGCUCAAAAAGAUCCGAAGGAAAAUAAGAAACAAGCAGUCAGCACAAGAAAGCCGGAAAAAGAAGAAGGAAUACAUCGAUGGGCUGGAGCUCCGCAUGUCGAAGUGCACAGCCCAGAACCAGGAGCUCCAGAGGAAGGUCUUGCACUUGGAGAAACAAAACGUAUCUCUCAUGGAGCAGCUGAGGAAACUCCAGGCCAUCAUGGUACAGUCUACCAGCAAAUCAGCCCAGACAGGCACCUGUAUAGCGGUCCUGCUGCUGUCCUUUGCCCUAAUCAUCUUCCCUUCCAUCAGUCCCUUCGCCCCCAACAAAACUGAGUCACCUGGAGACUUUAUGCCAGUCAGAGUGUUCUCCAGAUCACUGAACGCUGACGCCGCCUCCCGGGUGUUCCACGCUCCAAUGCCGGGUGGGGAGGAGCUAGGUCCCCGAGCCCCCAGCCGCUGGACUCGGUAUCCCCAGGAGGAUAGCAGCCCAGGACCCCCGUCUGACGCUGCCACUCCGGGCAACGGGACGCCAGCCGAGAUACCGGAGCCUACGUCCGUGGCGAUACUGGCCGGUACAGAGCCGGGCCACGCCAAGGCUGGAGGAUUGCUAGAUGCCGAAGAGGAGCUUUGAGAAGCCCGUCCGGGGAAGACCCCGCUCCACCCAGAGAGGCGAGGCGGUACCAUGCCUACGGUGUUGUGGGGGAGUUUUACCAGCUCCCCCGGCUCUAAGUGGAGUGGUCCAAUAGGGGGCGGGUCCCUGCUCUUCUCUAGAAAUUAAGUUACACCCUACGGCCCUGGGCUGGACCCAGGCCAAAAAAGUAAGUGGUCGCCUCCUACUCCCCUUCGUCUCUCCUUUGCUUCUGACUGAGAAGCUACUAGACAAAGACUGAAACAUACACAGAGUUGCACAGGAUACCCAAAAUGGAAGAUGAAAAAUCAGUUCACCUCCCCUGACCCUGCAUAAGAAAAAACUGAUGGCCACAGGUAGGGCAAGAACUUGCAUAAGGUCCAGGGAGUCUGGGACCUGGCCAUGACUAGAACCAGGUCUUCUGAGUCCCAGUCCAGGGCUCCUUUCUACAGACAUAUAUUGCCAUCAACAAUAUAUCCACAGGAACAAAUCUGUCCACAUGACCGGCUAAGGUACAUAUCCUGGAAUCCCAGAGAAAGAUCAUUCCAGAGCUCCCAGAAGUGCGUAGGAGGGAAUCUUGCAUCUCGGAGGCUACCCUCAUUUCCAAAGCUUUGCCUUUUAGGGGAUGCCUCUCCCAGUUCCCUGGAGGUAGGAUUUUGUAAGUUGAAGUGAUCCCUUAAUAAAGUAUUUUGGCAGAAAA
Dromiciops gliroides (monito del monte) is the source of this 2912-nucleotide messenger RNA. RefSeq names its product cAMP responsive element binding protein 3 like 3 (gene CREB3L3). Gene Ontology annotation, cellular component: nucleus. The record is from RefSeq and is a predicted model, not a curated record. Gene Ontology annotation, biological process: regulation of transcription by RNA polymerase II. Gene Ontology annotation, molecular function: RNA polymerase II cis-regulatory region sequence-specific DNA binding; DNA-binding transcription factor activity, RNA polymerase II-specific. The transcript has 10 exons. Lineage: Eukaryota; Metazoa; Chordata; Mammalia; Microbiotheria; Microbiotheriidae. Bases 797 to 2215 code for a protein of 472 amino acids.